AUGCCUUCGAAUGAAUCUAGCCCGCCCGCCAAGGGCCUCGGUCACUUACGACACAUCCCCAUCUCCUACGACAGCGACAAUCCCAGCUCUUCGGCUCGAGAGCUCAUCCUCGCCCUGCGUCCCGACUGGGCCAGCCCUGACUCGAAUAUCGAAUUUAUACCCUUCAAGGACGGCAUCACCAACACCCUGCUGAAGGCCGUCAACCGGAAAAAUGGCCUGUCCGACGACGAGAUCGACAAGGAGGCUGUCCUAUUGCGGGCGUAUGGCCACGGCACCGACGUGCUCAUAGACCGCCACCGCGAGACCCAGAAUCACGAACUGCUGAUGAGAUGUGGCCUAGCCCCCGAGCUGCUGGCCCGCUUCGACAAUGGCAUGUUGUAUCGCUACAUUCGUGGCACCCCCACCCAGCCCGCUGACCUGAGGAAGCCCUCGAUCUAUCUAGCCGUUGCCAGGCGGAUAGCCCAGUGGCAUGCCACCGUUCCCUGUAUCCAUGAGACCCACGUGCAGACGAACGGAGCGAACGGCUCCGCGAACGGCUCUCACCAGGCCAAGAUCGAUCACGCUGCGCCCGGGAAGCCCCCUCCGAACGUCUGGACGGUCAUGCAGAAGUGGAUUCUGGCUCUGCCCACCGAGACCGAGGCUCAGCGUAGGAGGCAAGCCAACCUUCAGCGAGAGCUGGAUUCCCUCAUAGAGGAACUGAGCCAGCGUCCCGGAUUAGGCGAGAACGGCCUCGUCUUUGCCCACUGCGAUCUCCUGAGCGGGAACGUCAUCAUCGAACCGCAGAGCACCGAGAAGGCGAACGGCCGCCAAACGUCGGUCAGCUUUAUCGACUACGAAUACGCCACCCCUUCGCCGGCGGCGUUCGAUCUAGCCAACCAUUUCGCCGAGUGGGGCGGCUUCGAGUGCGACUACACCGCGAUGCCGACCCGCGCGCAGCGGCUGGAAUUCAUCCGGGAAUACGUCCGCACCUACUUCAAGCUCGUGCCGAAGCGGCCCAGCGACGUGGACGAGGAGGAGGAGACGCAGAAGCUGCUGGAGGAGACGGACGUGUUCCGGGGCGUGCCGGGAUUCUACUGGGGCAUCUGGGCCCUCAUCCAGGCCACCAUCUCCCACAUCGACUUCGACUACGCCGAGUACGCCGAGCUGCGGUUAGGGGAGUACUGGGGCUGGCGCGAAUCGACGGACGAGGCUCGCGGCCGCGCCGGCAAGGGGCUGUCGGCGCGCGAGAAGAGGUGGGCCCAAUUGGAAUAG
Messenger RNA from Durotheca rogersii, 1251 nucleotides. Its product is annotated as ethanolamine kinase. Gene Ontology annotation, molecular function: ethanolamine kinase activity; choline kinase activity. The record is from RefSeq and is a predicted model, not a curated record. Lineage: Eukaryota; Fungi; Ascomycota; Sordariomycetes; Xylariales; Xylariaceae. Gene Ontology annotation, biological process: phosphatidylethanolamine biosynthetic process; phosphatidylcholine biosynthetic process. Gene Ontology annotation, cellular component: cytoplasm. The transcript is spliced from 2 exons. The coding region runs from base 1 to 1251 and encodes 416 amino acids.